Penicillium subrubescens is the source of this 1167-nucleotide messenger RNA. Its product is annotated as SDR family oxidoreductase. The annotation marks the transcript as partial. NCBI's taxonomy places the organism in Eukaryota, Fungi, Ascomycota, Eurotiomycetes, Eurotiales, Aspergillaceae. The transcript has 2 exons. The record is from RefSeq and is a predicted model, not a curated record. Gene Ontology annotation, molecular function: oxidoreductase activity, acting on the CH-OH group of donors, NAD or NADP as acceptor.
GACAAGAAAUCCAAGCUCAACAUGUCAUCUUCAUCUCCACCAAAGAUCACAUCAAAAAGCACCCUCCCAACAUCCUCACCCCGGAAACCAUGGUCCCACCACCUCACGCUAGACACCCUCCUUCGCGUCCUAAGAAACACCCUCCUCAGCCCAUUCAUCGCCUGGAUAAUAGUCCUCUGCCUCCGCGCCCAAGUCACGCCCCCAACAGACCCAGCCUGGAUAAUCGCAGUCGCAUAUGCCACGGCCUUGACAUUACUCUUCGCUGCGAAGGUCAUUAAUCAUCGUGUCGCGCAUGGUAUCCCGCGCACGGUUGACUCCGCGAAUGAAGUUGUCUUGGUUACGGGUGGCGCGAGUGGGCUGGGAUUGUUGGUGUCGCAGAUUUAUGCUAUGAGGGGGGCUAGUGUGGCUGUUUUGGAUAUAAGGGAUAUUGGGAGUAAAGAGCAGGAUGAGGUGUUUGGGGAGGAUGUGCGGUAUUUCAAGUGCGAUGUUGGAAACCGGACGUCGCUUGAAGAUGUUCAGGAAAAGAUCAAGGAAGAGUUGGGUACUCCAACCAUCAUUAUCAACUGUGCCGCGGCUCGAAUCAAUGGCCGUUCACUUCUGAACUUGCCAGCAGAAGCAUUCGAGAAGACGGUACGCACCAAUCUGAUGGCCGCAUUCUAUCUCUACCAGAUUUUCCUGCCGGGGAUUAUCGUAGAAGCGGAGAAUGGUGGCACCAUUGUUACUGUCAGCUCCGUGCUGGGCCAAUUGUCUCCAGCCGGGCUGGCAGACUACUCGGCAAGUAAAGCAGGACUGAGUGCACUGCACCGAACCAUGGAAGCUGAGUUCCGUGGCGACGAGCGGAUAAAGAUGUUGCUGGUAGAAACAGGACAGAUGGCGACACCGUUGUUUGAUUGGGUCCGCACCCCGAGUCAUUUCUUCGCACCCGUUCUGGAGCCUGUCGAGGUCGCUCGUGAGAUUGUGGCUGCUGUGGACAGCGGCCGUGGCGGCGUGCUCAGGUUACCCGCAUUUGCGACGCUUGUCAAUUGGUAUGCUGUGUUGCCGGGUGCGGUGCAGCUUGUAGCACGAUAUCUGAGUGGCAUCGAUAAUGCCGUAUCUUCGGGUAUUCAGAAACGUGACGAAGAGAGCGAGCACAGGUAUCCACUGAGGUCCAACAAGAAAGCAGAGUGA